AUGGCUGAUCCUGGAUUCAUCUCUGGAAUGAAUGGUUUCGCCAUUCAAUUGGCUGCAAGUCGGGUUACUCGAGACAUCAACGUUGCCAUCAGAUGCAGGAAAGAGUUGGACACCCUCAAAGUCCUUCUGCUCAAAAUUCAAUCAAUGAACAUGGAAAUGCAACAAUAUAGAAAAGCCUUAAACUCUUGCAGAUUGACUACAUCCCCUCACCACACGUUGCCCUCCACGGUCAACAGCUGGUUGGAGGAAUUGAAUGCUCUUCUGGAGGAAGCAUCUGAUUUGGCCCAGCACUGCACUGUACCCUCAUAUUCUCAUCUCUUUUCUGGCUAUAGAACAAGCAAAAAGAUCAGGCGACUCAUUGAGAACGUGGAAAAGCAUGUAGCCUCCACGCCUUCCGUUGCCUUUUUGCACCAAAUGCAGCAGCAGGUGACAAAUCAACAAGUGCUUGAGCAAAUUAAAGAGAAGGUGGAUUCUCUUAAUCUGCGUACCUCAGGAUUUGCCUGUACAUCUGGAGAUCCCAUUCCAUCCACUUCUUCAGCCAGUCCUAACAAGAAGUAUGUUGAGGAGGCACUUAUUGUCGGACAAGAUUCUGCAUCAAACAGACUUGUGGAGCUGAUUUAUUCACAGCAGCACAAAAACGUUUCUCGUUUCGGCCUUGCUGGGAAAGGCGGGGCCGGUAAGACUCUACUACUUAAACGAGUCUUCAACAGUGACCAGGUACAGAGUCUCUUUCGCACUGACUUGAUGCUUUGGCUUACUAUUUCACAAAAUCCAUCUUUCAGUACCCUUAGAAAUGAUCUUGUGAAACAAAUAGCUCUUAAAGUAAAUGAAAUAUUGGACAGUAGAGAUGAAGACCGUGUGAAAACUUGGCUGAAUGAAACCAUGAGAAAACACAAGUUUGCCCUGUUUUUAGACGAUGUUUGGGAAACAAGUGCAACAUCCUUCGAGGGAGUUUUGCCUAUGGGCAUCGACCAAGAAAUAGCGAGGCGUGUAUGCAACGAGUGCGGGGGUCUUCCCUUGGCCCUUAAAGUAGUCGGGCAGGCAAUGGCGGGAAUCACACAGUCAAAUGAAUGGGAAUUGGCAGUCAAGAGAUUGCAGAAUGAUGUUACAAACUCGCUAUAUGGAAAGUUGAGACUAAGUUACGAUGCUAUGGCCGAUCUGGCUGGCUAUGGCAUUUCCUUGCAGUUGUGCUUUCUCUGCCUCGCUGCUUAG
Molecule: messenger RNA, 1212 nt
Organism: Cryptomeria japonica (Japanese cedar)
Lineage: Eukaryota; Viridiplantae; Streptophyta; Pinopsida; Cupressales; Cupressaceae
Product: probable disease resistance protein At1g52660
Exons: 2
Coding region: 1-1212 (403 amino acids)
Biological process (GO): defense response to fungus
Molecular function (GO): ADP binding
Source: RefSeq, a predicted model, not a curated record